Molecule: messenger RNA, 958 nt
Organism: Camellia sinensis
Lineage: Eukaryota; Viridiplantae; Streptophyta; Magnoliopsida; Ericales; Theaceae
Product: remorin
Source: RefSeq, a predicted model, not a curated record
AACCACCAAGCUAGUGUGGAGUGAUAGUUACCUUUCUUUCUCCAAAUUUGGUAUUUCUUCUGUUUCUGUUUGUGAGUGAGAGGAGAUCUUUUGGUUCAAAAUUAACCCAAGGAAUGGCAGAAGAGGAGGCGCCUAAGAAGUUGUUGGAAACCCAGACUCCCGCACCAGAACCCACCACCGAAGCUCCAAUAGACGUAGCUGAGCACAAAUCCCUAGUUCCUCUUCCUCCUCCUGAGGCCAACAAGGCCGAUGAUACCAGAGCCCUCGCAAUUGUUGAAACCAUUCCAGAUACUGGAGAACAGAAAAGUUCUGAGGGUUCUGUUAACAGAGAUGCUGUGCUGGCACGGGUUGCAACAGAGAAAAGGUUGUCCCUAAUCAAAGCAUGGGAAGAAAGUGAGAAGUCAAAAGCAGAGAACAAAGCUCAUAAAAAGGUAUCUGCUAUUGUAGCAUGGGAGAACAGCAAGAAAGCUACAGUAGAAGCCGAGUUAAAAAAGAUUGAGGAGAAAUUGGAGAACCUGAAGGCAGCAUAUGUGGAGAAAAUGAAAAACAAGUUAGCUCUCCUCCACAAGGCAGCAGAAGAACAGAGGGCAAUGAUUGAAGCAAAACGUGGUGAAGAUCUUCUCAAGGCAGAGGAGAUAGCUGCAAAGUAUCGUGCCACCGGAACUGCUCCAAAGAAACUCCUUGGAUGUUUUUGAAGUUGAAAGAAUCAAGUCUGGUUCGAAAUAAUGAAUUUCUGUUUGUAAAUUAUCUUCUUUGGGCUGUAUUUGUUUUUAUUUUAUUUUCUUUUUUCUUUCUUAUUUUUUUGGAUGUAUUGGGUGCUUAUUUGGUUGACAAGUUAGCGUUCAUAAUUAUGUGUGCAUAGUGGUGAAUUUCUAUGUAUAGACGUACGAUUGUGGACAAAAUAGCUGAGUGAAUUUGUAAUGAACAAGUGUUAGUGAUACAUGAUUGCCAUUUUCCA